GUGUCUCGCGACUCGUCUGGCUGUCAUUUAGCUUCGGUCGGUUCUAAGGAGAAGGACAGCGGUAAAGGAGUAUAAAGAAAGAAAAAAAUAUAUAGAAAAAGAUACAAAUAAAAAAUGAAACUAAUAGAGUAGCAUAAAGUCUGUACAUUAAUAUUUCUAUGUCAACACUAUAUAUUAGUGAACCCAGGGACCGGCCGAUGACGUAAUUGGUGUUUUUAAAAUAGUUAAAAAAUACGAUAAGAUAAGGCUGCGUCAUUCAGCACUAGGGAAGACGGAAAUAUUUAAAUAAAUACUGUAUUAUAAGAAAACAGCACAACAGCAAAAAAAUAUCACGGGUUUCUAGUUUUCAAUUGGAACGGACUCGUCCGAGACGUCGUAUUUAUAGAAAAAAGGGAGUCAAAGGAGGUGAAAGAAGUGUCUUUUACAGAAACCUUGAGUUGGGUUUUUAAAACCAACAGUUUAAUAACAUAUUUAUGUAAGUGUUUUUGUUAUUUAUUUCUGUGGAGAAAAACUGGCCCAAAUCCUCUGCAAACAGAAGACGUCAUCAAAAAAUUUCCUGCAUUUAAAUGGCGUGUCAGGAUAAGGUGUUUGCUUAAAAAUAAAGAAAACACGAAAAGGGGGGAAAAUAGAAACUGAACAAAAAAUACUGUCUUGGGGGAAUAAUAUUUUGGAAAAGAUAAAUGGGGGAUUACGGGUUUGGAGUCUUAGUACAAAAUAACACUGGUAAUAAAUCAGCUUUCCCAGUAAGAUUUCAUCCACAUCUGCAACCUCCACAUCAUCAUCAUCAAAAUGCAUCAGCAAGUCAGGCUGCUUUCAUAAAUAAUAAUACAGCUGCCAAUGGCAGUAAUGGUGGAUCAGCUUGGCUUUUUCCUGCAGCAACCACCCACAGCAACAUGCAAGAUGAAAUUCUGUGUUCCGAAAAAUCCAAAGCCCAACAGCAGCAACAGGAAAUACAAGAAACACAAGAAAAACAGCAGCUGUCUCCCAGCCAUCAGGAAACAGGUAUCAUAUCUGAUCUUGAAAAGGCAAGAUCAGAGGAAAAUAAAGGGGAAAAUGGCUCCCCAGAAAACAGUAAUGGAAAGGAGAAAUUAAGAAUUGAGUCCCCAAUUUUAACAGGAUUUGAUUAUCAAGAGACUUCAGAGCUCGGGACUGCUGCACAGUCCACCACCUCUUCUGCUUCCUCUCUGACCGGUUUUAAUAACUGGUCAGCGGCCAUACAGCCCUCCCCUUCCACAAUCAUUAAUGAAGAUGUUAGUUUCUUUAACCCUGCUGCCUCUGCUAAUAAUGGGCCUCUGCUUUUUCAGAAUUUCCCACACCAUGUCAGCCCCGGCUUCGGAGGCAAUUUUUCCCCACAGAUCGGACCCCUUUCACAGCAUCACCCACCCCACCCGCAUUUCCAGCACCCUCACAACCAACAUCAACAGCACAGGAGGUCUCCAGCUAGCCCCCACCCUCCCCCUUUUCCACACAGGAAUGCUGCUUUUAACCAGUUGCCACAUUUGGGCAACAAUCUCAGUAAGCCGCCCUCUCCCUGGGGCAGCUACCAAAGCCCCUCACCUACCCCGUCCUCCACUUCAUGGAGCCCUGGUGGUGGGUAUGGUGGCUGGGGAGGUUCCCAGGGUCGGGAUUACCGCAGGGGCCUCAAUGGUGGGAUGACACCCAUUAACUCCAUCUCCCCCUUAAAGAAGACAUUCCCAAACAGCCACAUGCCAUCGCAGAAGUAUUCCAGGACAAGCCCAGGCUUUACCCCGAAAUCCUGGAUGGAGGAGAGCAUGAGCCGGAGUGAUAACAUAUUCCCAUUUCAGGAGCGUACAAGGUCAUUUGAUGGUUUCAACAUGCACUCUUUGGAAAAUUCCUUGAUUGACAUUAUGAGGGCUGAACAAGACUCGUUAAAAGGUCGCUUAGGCUUCUCGCACCCGGGAGCAGACAGUCCUUUGCCGAUUAAUGCAAGGACAUAUGGGAGACGGCGAGGUCAUUCAUCCUUGUUUCCGAUAGAAGAUGGCUUUCCUGAUGAUGAUCGUGCUGAACAAGGUCUUACUGGGUUAGGCUCUCCGCACUGCUUUCCCCACCAGAAUGGAGAGCGAGUCGAACGUUAUUCACGCAAAGUAUUUGUUGGAGGCCUUCCUCCCGAUAUUGAUGAAGAUGAAAUUACAGCUAGUUUCAGAAGAUUUGGCCAUCUUUUUGUGGAUUGGCCUCAUAAAGCGGAAAGCAAGUCUUAUUUUCCUCCUAAAGGUUAUGCAUUCCUCCUUUUCCAAGAUGAGAGCUCUGUGCAAGCUCUGAUCGAUGCCUGUAUUGAAGAAGAUGGAAAGCUCUACCUUUGUGUUUCCAGUCCAACCAUUAAAGAUAAACCAGUUCAGAUUCGCCCAUGGAAUCUUAAUGAUAGUGAUUUUGUGAUGGAUGGCUCCCAGCCUCUGGACCCAAGGAAGACUAUUUUUGUUGGUGGUGUUCCACGCCCAUUGCGUGCUGUGGAACUUGCCAUGAUAAUGGACAGGCUGUAUGGAGGGGUCUGCUAUGCUGGCAUUGACACAGAUCCAGAGCUGAAGUACCCCAAAGGAGCUGGGCGGGUCGCCUUUUCUAAUCAACAGAGUUACAUUGCUGCUAUCAGUGCUCGGUUUGUGCAGCUGCAGCAUGGAGAAAUUGAUAAACGGGUGGAAGUGAAGCCAUAUGUCCUUGAUGAUCAGCUUUGUGACGAAUGUCAGGGGACCCGCUGUGGUGGGAAGUUUGCCCCAUUCUUCUGUGCCAAUGUUACCUGUCUUCAGUAUUACUGUGAAUAUUGCUGGGCUGCUAUUCACUCACGUGCUGGCAGGGAGUUCCACAAGCCAUUGGUAAAGGAGGGAGGGGAUCGCCCUCGGCAUAUUUCAUUCCGUUGGAAUUGAAAGGUGCACUGUCGUCUUGAGCUGCAAAUGUCAUACAAAUAAAUGCACUUUUCUGUU
Polyodon spathula (Mississippi paddlefish) is the source of this 2933-nucleotide messenger RNA. RefSeq names its product cytoplasmic polyadenylation element-binding protein 4-like. Gene Ontology annotation, molecular function: ribosome binding; translation factor activity, RNA binding; mRNA 3'-UTR binding. The record is from RefSeq and is a predicted model, not a curated record. Lineage: Eukaryota; Metazoa; Chordata; Actinopteri; Acipenseriformes; Polyodontidae. The transcript is spliced from 11 exons. Gene Ontology annotation, biological process: negative regulation of cytoplasmic translation. Gene Ontology annotation, cellular component: cytoplasm; nucleus; synapse. Bases 681 to 2876 code for a protein of 731 amino acids.